Messenger RNA from Drosophila ficusphila, 1230 nucleotides. It is a transcript of the gene Or35a, whose product is annotated as odorant receptor 35a. Gene Ontology annotation, molecular function: odorant binding; olfactory receptor activity. The transcript has 4 exons. The coding region runs from base 1 to 1230 and encodes 409 amino acids. NCBI's taxonomy places the organism in Eukaryota, Metazoa, Arthropoda, Insecta, Diptera, Drosophilidae. Gene Ontology annotation, biological process: sensory perception of smell; detection of chemical stimulus involved in sensory perception of smell. The record is from RefSeq and is a predicted model, not a curated record. Gene Ontology annotation, cellular component: plasma membrane.
AUGGUUCGUUACGUGCCCCGUUUGGCAGAUGGUCAGAAAGUGAAGUUGGCCUGGCCGCUGGCUCUGUUCCGAUUGAAUCAUAUAUUUUGGCCCUUGGAUCCGAGUACGGGAAAGUGGGCACGGUAUCUGGAUAAAUUUCUAGCCGUCCUGGGCUGCUUGAUUUUUAUGCAGCACAACGACGCGGAAUUGAGAUAUCUGCGCAUUGAAGCAAGGAAUCGGAAUUUGGACGACUUUCUCACUGGAAUGCCAACAUAUUUGAUCUUAGUGGAAGCACAAUUCCGAAGUCUGCAUAUUCUAUUGCACUUCGAGGAGCUUCGAAAGUUCCUUCAGAUAUUCUACGCCAAUAUUUAUAUUGAUCCACGAAGGGAACCGGAAAUGUUUAAAAAGGUUGAUGGACAAAUGAUUAUAAAUCGAUUGGUUUCUGCAAUGUAUGGUGCCGUAAUAUCCGGUUACUUAAUCGCUCCCGUAUUUUCAAUCAUCAACCAAAGUAAGGAUUUUCUGUACUCCAUGAUAUUUCCAUUUGACUCGGAUCCCUUGCAUAUUUUUGUGCCCCUGCUUCUCAGUAAUGUUUGGGUUGGCAUCAUCAUAGAUUCCAUGAUGUUUGGAGAGACAAGUUUGUUGUGUGAGUUGAUUGUGCAUCUAAAUGGAAGUUAUUUGCUACUCAAAAGGGACUUGGAGAUGGCCAUUCAAAAGAUCUUGGUCGCGAGGGACCGUCCUCAAAUGGCCAAACAAGUUAAGGAACAAAUUAUCAUAACUAUUAGGAAGAAUGUGGCCUUAAAUCAAUUUGGGCAGCAGUUGGAAGCUCAGUAUACUGUGAGGGUGUUUAUUAUGUUCGCCUUUGCUGCAGGAUUAUUGUGUGCCCUUUCUUUUAAGGCUUAUACGAAUCCCAUGGCGAAUUAUAUCUAUGCAAUUUGGUUUGGUGCCAAAACAGUUGAACUUCUUUCAUUAGGACAACUUGGUUCCAAUUUGGCUUUUACUACGGAUUCCCUUAGCUCGAUGUACUAUUUAACCCACUGGGAGGAAAUCCUACAGCACUCUACGAAUCCCAGGGAAAAUCUGCGAUUGCUUAAACUCAUAAAUUUGGCCAUUGCGAUGAAUAGCAAGCCCUUUUAUGUGACGGGACUGAAAUACUUUCGUGUUAGUCUGCAGGCUGGCUUGAAAAUUCUGCAGGCAUCGUUCUCGUACUUCACAUUUCUCACCUCGAUGCAGAGGCGACAAAUGAGCAAUUAA